Striga asiatica is the source of this 1963-nucleotide messenger RNA. NCBI's taxonomy places the organism in Eukaryota, Viridiplantae, Streptophyta, Magnoliopsida, Lamiales, Orobanchaceae. The record is from the annotation of a GenBank genome assembly.
CAUUUUCAUGUACAAAACCAUGGGCCCAAUACGAGUAGUCCUUAUCAGAGCAAAAGGAUAGCCCAAUAUCGGUUGUGUUUGAUUAAUUAAUGCCCCACCCACAGUCUCCAAUUUCCAGUUUUUUCUUCCAUCGUCUCCGACUCGGAUUACUCCAAAAGGGUCAACCGAUUGAAAAAAAUCUAAAACAAAAAGGCCCCAAUCUCCAGGCUUCAAGUGAUUGGUAAUUGAGCAGAAAAGCAACAGAGAAAUGGAGUGGCUGCAGUGGCAGGUGCCUGUUUGUGCGCUCAUAUUGAUCCUCCCCACGGCAAUCGCAAUCCGCCUCCUCCGAAAGAGGACCGGCGGCGGCGGUGGUAGGGCCGCGGUGGAACCAUCCGAUCUGUGGGCCACAUGCUGGAGGAGCCUCCAUCCCCGGUGGCUGCUGUUGUACCGUGCUUUUGCCUUCCUUUCCAUGGCCUUCUUGCUUUACCAGACUGUUGCUGCCUUCGGAUUCUUCGUUUUCUUCUUCUACACCCAGUGGACUUUCGCAUUGGUCAUGCUCUAUUUUGCACUUGCGACCAUUGUGUCCGUACGGAGAUGUGGUAAGAUUCAUGAGAUUGAACACACUCGCACUGGGGAGAAAGAUGGAUUUCUCAAGAAGAAUUUGGAAGAGAUGAACUAUGGAACAACUUCAGCUACCAGACCUAUUGACGAGCUUGGAUUUAUGGAAAAUCUUUUGCAAAUUGUAUAUCAGGUUAAGAUAUCCAAGCUUCUCUUACUUUAUUGUAAUGUUCAAGCUUCUAAGGUUUUGGCCUAGUUCUUUACUGCAAUGUUUAAACAUUGACACUGUCUUGCUAUCCAUAUAUCACAUAGGACUUAUGCCUUGGAAUGACAAUAUCCAAUGCGUGAAAAUUAACUAACUUCAGAUACAGGCUGCUCUAUUCUCCUUAACUUUGAGUCGCUCGUCAACUUUGAAAUGAAUAUAUAUUCACAUCACUUAACAUCGAAUUCUAUAAAAAAAAUCCCAUUUAUUCAUUUUUUGCCGAUGUUAAAUCUGUUAAAUCUAUACCAGAAAAAUGCAAGUGCAUGAUUUAUUCGAAAUCUGUUAAAUCUACACUGGCAAAUAUGUUUAAUCUUUUACUAAUUAUUUGGAAUAUUCUUGUUGAUGUAUUAUAUCAGUAUUGAACAGAUCUGUGCAGGGGCUGUCAUGCUUACAGAUAUUGUCUUUUGGUGUGUUCUGCUCCCAUUCAUGACGGGUGAAAAUUUUCAGCUCACCCUGUUGAUUGGAUGCAUGCACUCCGUAAAUGCGGUUUUUCUUAUCCUCGAGUCCGCUCUCAAUAAGUUGUAUUCCAAGCUAAUCAUAUUGAAUCUCCACAUUUUUCAGCCAUUCGACUGGUUUGGCCUUAUCUAUUUCAUACUGUGGAGCUGUGCUUACGUUGUUUUCCAGUGGCUUCUUCAUGCAUGCUGUCUUACAUGGUGGCCAUAUCCCUUUCUUGAUCUUUCAACUCCAUGGGCUCCUGUAUGGUAUUUGGCUCUGGCGUUGGUUCACAUACCGUGCUACGGGCUGUAUGUGUUGCUCACAAAAGCAAAACAUGCAGCUUUUUCGAGAUUGUUUCCUCAAACUUUUGUGAGGUCAAAUUAGCAAACUAUCAAUUCAGAGGAUGUGUAAUUCCAUUUCAAAUUUAAAUUCUUCAGCUGGAUUGUUACACAAUUAUAACAAAACUGGAAAAUGCAUAGCUAUUUAAGAUAGAAUUCUUAUGUCAAGACUAUGCUGCCACUAAUAGUGAAGAUUGAAAGUGCAACAGUCUUAUCUCUCUCACUUUGCAGGGUCCCAGCAGAAAAUAAACAAGAUUAAAAUUGUCUGCUUAAACUUGGAUUCUUGGAGCCUCUACCAGAAAUUUUGAGGAUCCAAUUAUAGUCAUGUGUACCUUGUAAUUCAAAUUUCAACCAUCUAUCUUAGCACAAUAUUUGUAUAAAUUCAUAGAAU